AUGACCGCAUACGACCUCUACCUCGUCUCGCCCUAUUUGGCCCUGGCCGCCCUGGCCAUGCUGGUCAUAGUCGCGGACCUGGUCACCCGUCGCACGGGUUUGCUGGUGGCGAUUUCGUUCGUCGGGCUGGCCGCGCCGGCGGCGUUGAGCGCGUGGCAGUUGGCGGACCUGACCAGCAGCGGCGCCAGCCAGUUGUCCGCAGAAGGGUCAGUGAUCCUCUAUACCCUGUCCAUCGACAGGUUUGCGCUGUUUUUCAACUUCCUGAUCCUGGCGGCGGUUGGGCUGGUAGUCCUGGCGUCGAACGAUUACGUCCGGCGCAUGCAGCGAUUGCAGGGGGAAUACUUCGGGCUGAUGCUGCUGUCGGCCACCGGCAUGAUGCUGUUGGCCGCAACCAACGAGCUAAUCUCGAUUUAUAUCGCCCUGGAACUGACCACGUUGCCCCUGGCAGCAUUGGCGGCGUUCCUGCCCAACGCGCGCUCCAGCGAGGCGGGGAUGAAGUUCCUGAUCGUCGGCGCGAUAAGCAGCGCGGUGAUGCUGUACGGAAUGGCGUUGAUUUACGGGUUCACCGGCAGCACGCGACUGGACGAAAUUGCCAUCGCACUGGCUACGAGUUCACAGUCAGGCGCAUUGCCCUUCGGCAGCAUGGCGGUGCUGUUGGCGGUGGUGCUGUUGCUGGCGGGGUUCGGAUUCAAGAUGUCGGCGGCGCCGUUCCAGAUGUGGGUGCCGGACGUGUACGAGGGGGCGCCCACACCGGUGGUCGCCUUCCUGUCCGUCGCGAGCAAGGCGGCCGCAUUUGCCCUGGUUCUCCGGGUUUUCUACAUUGGAUUCGACGCGCUCGGCGGCGAUUGGUGGGUCCUGCUGGCCGGCCUGGCCGCGCUGUCCAUGACCAUCGGCAACCUGGUCGCGAUAGCGCAGCGGAACAUCAAGCGUAUGUUCGGCUACAGCACAAUCGCUCACGCGGGUUACAUACUGGUCGGGGUUGCCGCUGUGGCAACCGUGGACGACGAGUCGCUGACCUUUGGACCCAGCAGCGUGCUGUUCUACCUUGCAGCGUACGCAGCCGCGAACCUGACGGCGUUCUUCGCCAUCGUGUGCAUCGGGAACAGAAUCAACAGCGAUGAGAUCGAGGACUACGCCGGGAUGCUGAGGAGGGCCCCGUUCCUGGCCAUCGCGCUGGCGCUGGCGUUGAUCGCGCUGAUUGGCGUGCCGCCGACCAGCAUAUUCAUGGCGAAGAUCUAUAUCUUUGCCGCCGCCAUCAACACCGGCGAGUCGCUGAUGACGUGGCUGGUGAUCAUUGGGGUGGUGAACAGCGUGGUGUCCGCCUACUACUAUCUGCGGGUGAUCAAGGUCAUGUUCCUGCAGCCGGCGAUCCACACGGAACGAUUGGGCGGGUCCUGGCCGGUGAACGUGGCGCUGGGCGUGGCGGCCCUGUGCAUGAUCUGGUUGGGCGUGGCGCCGGCAACGAUCCUGGGAGCGGCGGAACAGGCGGCGGUCGUGCUGUUGGCCGGCGGCUAG
Messenger RNA from Geodia barretti, 1515 nucleotides. Lineage: Eukaryota; Metazoa; Porifera; Demospongiae; Tetractinellida; Geodiidae. The record is from the annotation of a GenBank genome assembly.